UGUACCUGGUGGCAUACCUGUAUCGCUUCGUCUCUUCAUUUCCAGUCUACCCAUUUCAUUAAUUACGUCUUUUCAUGUAGUUUGGAUACCUUUUUUUUUAGUACUUAAUUUCAUGGUGUGAGGCGUUGGGACCAUGUGGUCGUUGAACCUUCACAAUUUCUGAAUCGACUGGAAUUCGGUGUUCAAUUUGGAUUUUGCAUUGCUUGGAAUUGUCCGAUCGGCAGGUGAGGUGGUGAAGAACUGAAGGGAGCACGAUGAUCAAGUUGUUUAGUGUGAAGCAAAAGCAGAAAGAAAAUAGUGCGAAUGGAAGACCCAUCAAUAAGCAAAGCGCUGGUGAAUUGCGAGUCCAGAAAGAUAUAAGUGAGUUAAAUCUUGCAAAGACAACUUCUAUAAGCUUUCCGAAUGGGAAGGACAAACUUCUCGACUUUGAGAUCACUAUUCGCCCGGAUGAGGGCUUCUAUCAAGGAGGCAUUUUCAUAUUCAGUUUUCAAAUAUCGCAGGUGUAUCCUCACGAAGCACCAAAGGUCAAAUGCAAGACAAAGGUUUAUCAUCCAAAUAUAGAUCUGGAAGGCAAUGUGUGUCUGAAUAUUCUUCGUGAGGAUUGGAAGCCUGUGCUGAGUGUAAACUCUAUCAUAUAUGGUCUCCAAUAUCUAUUCUUGGAUCCCAAUCCAGAUGAUCCACUUAACCAUGAUGCUGCACAAGUUUUGCGAGACAACCCUCGACAGUUUGAACAAAACGUGCGGAGAUCAAUGGCUGGUGGCUAUGUCGGAGGCCAUCAUUUCCCUAGAUGUAUUUAACCUCAUUUUUUGAAUAUUAAUCAAUUUUGUAAGCCUGCAGGUCAGUGGCUCAUUCGUUUGAGCACAUUGUCGUCAUCAAUCACUGUAGAAUGGUGUUGUAGUGGACACUAGAUCCAAUUAUUGGAUGCUGAGUAGUUUUUAAGUGCUAUGUUAAUCCUGCAGUCCUCUUUUGAGUCAACACUGCCUGAAACACCUUGUGUGAAAUGUAAUUUUGGAGAACCAGAAUUCAUGGUUCUUUUGAAAGAAGUCCGUGCCUGGUACGUUGAGGUGUACUGGCCAAGGGUACUUUACUGACCUUGGUCCAAGGCUGGGAUUGUGCACA
Molecule: messenger RNA, 1119 nt
Organism: Physcomitrium patens
Lineage: Eukaryota; Viridiplantae; Streptophyta; Bryopsida; Funariales; Funariaceae
Product: NEDD8-conjugating enzyme Ubc12
Source: RefSeq, a predicted model, not a curated record